Oncorhynchus masou masou (cherry salmon) is the source of this 690-nucleotide messenger RNA. Its product is annotated as telomeric repeat-binding factor 2-like. The coding region runs from base 76 to 690 and encodes 204 amino acids. Gene Ontology annotation, biological process: negative regulation of telomere maintenance via recombination; telomeric loop formation; protection from non-homologous end joining at telomere. Lineage: Eukaryota; Metazoa; Chordata; Actinopteri; Salmoniformes; Salmonidae. The transcript has 5 exons. The record is from RefSeq and is a predicted model, not a curated record. Gene Ontology annotation, molecular function: G-rich strand telomeric DNA binding; double-stranded telomeric DNA binding; telomerase activity. Gene Ontology annotation, cellular component: chromosome, telomeric region; shelterin complex; nucleus.
GCGGCCAGACGGAAGUUUGACUGAACACGAACCAGCGCGGCAGAUGAAAUACUCAUCAGUUUAUUUACAUCGUAGAUGUGGCGGCAACAAGACAACAUGGAGUCGAGUGCGGACCGCGGACUAGAUGUGGAAUGUGUUGUUAAUCGGUGGAUAGUGGAUUAUUACAUAUCUGUGGCGUUUGAGGCGUUCAGGAAUGAACAGGACAGUGAUUUCUGUGAGAUCAGAGACAUCCUUCAAUGUCAUCUGGUCCGGCCGUUGGAAGCCAACGACGCCACACCCAAGAAGAUUCGAGCAAUACAGUUCCUCACCAGGAUAAAUGACGGUGACAAACUCGACUUCUCGUUUGACUCCCAGGAGGACCUCACGCCACUGGAGUCUGCUCUGAGCGUAUUGGACAGCAUCCGCGACGAGUUGCCGGUUCCCCAGAAAGACUUGGAGAGAGUACAGAAGUCUGUCAGAGAGAUGUUGGUGAUUGUGUGCAUUAAGAACCAGGCCUUUGACAAAGCCAAGGAGGUUUUGAUGAAAUACUUCCCCAAAAGCAAGGUUGGAAAGGCUGCCAGACAGCUGGUGGUGAAGAGGCGGCAGGCAGGACAGGAUGCAGAGGAAGGAGACUGCCCCUCAGACCCUCAGCCAGAGGACCACCUUCUACCAGCAACAGAGGAGAAGACAUCCAGACACAAACCCAGGUAG